GUCACACAUUGAUCGUAUCACGGAUGACAGUGAAGCCAGCCUGACCAUGGCAGCUCCGCUCAGAUCACUUGUGGAAGAUUAUUCAAGAUACCUCAAAUCAUUUGAACUCUUUUUGAAACGUUCAUCAGAGCACCAAUGUAUGCUGGACUUCAUUCAUAAUACUCUACCAGACAUACUGGCAAGGAUUGGUGGAGGAAGACCCACUUUCAAUGUAAUGGGAGUAGGGAGUGGAGGAGGUGAGAUUGAUCUGGAAAUGUUGGCGCAGCUACACAUGAAACAUCCACAUGUGAAAGUUGACAAUGAAGUAGUGGAACCGAGCAAAGAUAUGCUACACAAGUAUAAAGUUCGGGUGUCAACAACGCCAAAUCUUGAUUAUAUUAACUUUAAAUGGAAUGAGAUGACUGCUGCUGAAUUUGAAAAGCACUGGCAAGAGAAACACCUUGGAAAAAAGAUGGACUUCGUUCACAUGAUACAGAUGCUGUACUAUGUCAAAGAUCCAGAGGCCACAAUCUCAUUUUUCCGGAGCCUCUUAGAUAAAGAUGGAAAACUCUUAGUCAUUUUGGUGUCAGGUGAGAGUGGAUGGGGGAAAUUAUGGCAAACCUUCAAAACCCAACUCUGUCACACUGAGAUCAGCCAGUGUGUCACUACAGGAGAUAUUAAGGCCUGCUUAGACGCCAAGGGCAUCCCCUAUCGUAACUAUGAGCUCCCGUCCCAGAUGGACAUCACGGAGUGCUUUACAGAAGGAGAUGAGGUUGGAGAACUGCUGCUGGAUUUCUUAACCGAGGUGAUAGGGUUUAGUAAGAAUGCUCCUGAAGAUCUCAAGAAAGGAGUGCUGGAUUUACUAAGACAUCCAGACUGCAGUAAAGAGGUGGACGGCAGGGUAAUAUUCAACAACAAUCUGGGAGUCUUAGUGGUUGAGCCAUGAUUCCUUAUGUCUUGUAUGUCUUGUGUUUAGCAUUCAGUCUUAUAGAAAUGCAGAACGUGUAUACACUCAAAUUGUCUGUUCUGUUUUUAAGAAAAUAAAUAUGUUAUAUUGUAACAUAUACUGCACAAUAGUUGUGUUAACAAUCCAAAUUAAAAUAAACAUAUUGUAUUGUUUCAAGGUCUUAAGGUAUACUGUACUAAACAUUAAAUACAUACCCUAAGCAUCA
Triplophysa dalaica is the source of this 1151-nucleotide messenger RNA. It is a transcript of the gene hnmt, whose product is annotated as histamine N-methyltransferase. NCBI's taxonomy places the organism in Eukaryota, Metazoa, Chordata, Actinopteri, Cypriniformes, Nemacheilidae. The record is from RefSeq and is a predicted model, not a curated record. Bases 47 to 925 code for a protein of 292 amino acids. Gene Ontology annotation, molecular function: N-methyltransferase activity. The transcript is spliced from 7 exons.